GCCCCUCGCCGCGCUUAGGCCGCUUGCGAUCCGCCGGAAAGCCGGGGUCAGAGAGAGGCUCGACUCGGCCAAGCCGCGUUCAGGAACCUUACAGUCUUUUGCUGUUCUUUCAUCUUUGUAAGCGGCAACACGUAUUACUUAAAAAAAAAAAAAGGCAAAAUUGUAGUCGACUAAGUUAAAGUCAAAGGUCCUACCAAAAAUGGGGGCGGGGAGGCCUGCGCGUUGCCAUAGCUACGCCUUAGUUUGGGUCCCGCCUCCUGCCGGGCUGCUAGAAAGGUGAGGAAAAGCAAUGGGGUUUGCUUUGUUUUUCCCCAUCUUCCCAGAAUGAAGACUGGGAUCCUAUCAUAGAGGAAAGAAAAAUCUGGAGCACGAAGGCAGGGGAAACGCUCCCUUUUCUUUGUUUUUAUCUCCCAUCUAAACUUUAUCUUUGAAGAAACAAACUGGACGGGCUGGAGAGAUGGCUCUGCCUUUAAAGGCAAGGCUUAACCAAAAAUAUAAGAGACAAACAUGGCAUGGUAACCCUUGCCAGCUGAUCUCAGCACUCACUCGGGAGGCUCAGGUAGGAGGAUCCUGUCACAAAUUCGAGGCUAGGCUGAGUUAGAGAGCGAGGUCCCAUUUUAAACUACAGCAAACCACGGGUGGCGCGGUGCUUGCUUGUAAUCCCAGGAUUCUGGAUGCUCAAGCAGGAGAAUAGAAGUUCAAAAGCCAUUGCCAGCUACAUCGGGACUGCAAGGCUGCCUGAGCUAUCCCACAUGGAGGAGCAAACUGAGCACGCUGGCUCUUGUGUCUGUAAGUCCUGCACUUGGAAGGCUGAAGUUUGAAGAUAGCUCUCUGUUUCAGGCCAGUCAGAGGUCACCGCAUUCUUGUGAAAUUAUAAAUCUAUCCGAGAGGGCAGCAGAACUAAGGAAUAAUGGAGGGGGACCAGUUGGAAGCCCUGGACUUCCCUUCAGAAGCUUUGCACACUGAGGUGACCAUGGUGGUGACAGGAGAGCCGCCUGGUGCCAUGGAGGAAGAGCUGGAUAAUGAGGAAGAGGAGGAAAGCUCCUCAGAAGUCAUAGAUUCGCUGUACCUUCUGGACGUGCUGAGGGUGUCUGCUAUUCUGGAGGACAUCGUUGACCAGCUGUCCAUCCUGGGCUACAUCAUUCCCGUCCAGUACGAAAGAAAGCAGAGCGUCAACCAGAAAACCAGCCAUGAAAAAACAUCCAUGGCCUCAAGUAUAAGGAAAGCAUCUCCUUUGGUAACUAAAGAAAAAUCCAUGGUGCAAGAAACCAAACACCGAGGCCAGGAUUCUAUCUUUAAAAUACCUACACGGCAGACCAUAAUGACUCUGGAGAUACUGAAGAAAAUUCAGAACGACAGGCAGUAUUUCAGUGAUGUGAUCGCAAAUGCCAUGAAGGAGAUGCAAGAAUCUGGGUCAUUCCAGAGUCUCCUGGAAGCCUUGGGAAAAGAAAGAGAUAGCAAAAUGAACUUCCAUGAAGUCAUCACCAGGGAGGAAAAAGGAAGAAGAAAGAUAAAAUCUCUUCAGAAACAGUUAAUUGAUGUCAAAAAGGAGCGUCAAAUGCAAGUACAGAAUGGGAACGAAUACAUUGCUCACCUCAAAGACCAGCUACAAGAGAUGAAGGCCAAAACCAACAUGGAGAACCUUUAUAUGAAAAGAAACGCUGAGCUGCAGAUUACCCAGACCCAGAAGAAAUGUAACAGAGCAGAGGAACUCUUGCUGGAGGAGAUUGAGAAACUGAGGAUGAAAACUGAAGAGGAGAACCGAGUUCAUAUGGAGAUCGAGAUGUUCCUAAAGAAAGAGCAGCAGAAACUUGAGGAGAAGCUGGAGUUCUGGAUGGAGAAAUUUGAUAAAGACACCGAAGCAAAACAGAAUGAGUUGAAUGCCCUCAAGGCUGCCAAGGCCGCCGACCUGUCGCACCUUCAAGAACUUGCAAAGACGAUCCGGGAGUAUGAUCAGGUCAUCAUUGAGGAUAGGGUGGAAAAGGAGAAGACCAGGAGGAAGCUGGAGCAGGACGACCUGGAGCUGAAGAGCAUCUUGAAGGUAGGAUGCGCUGGCAGUCGGCGGGCACGGCGGGCACACUGCAGCUGGAGCGCACAGGGCGCACGUGCCCUUCACGGCGCUGAGACAGAAAGGAGCAACUCCUGGGUCCCGAUCUGGGGCGAUCAAUGGAAGCAAAGCCUCUUUCCAGCCAUAACAACCUGAGGAGGGGACUCAGCUAUAGGAAGGAUGCCCCAGAAUGCUGUGCCCUGCUCCACACCCUGGCUGUCCAAUACAAGUUGCUUUAAAACAAACAAACAAAAACCCAAAAGGUAAAAGGAACAAUACAAAUUAGAAAAAAAAAAAACACAUUUAAAAUGUAUUUUUGAGACAGCAUCUUUCGUAGCCCUGACCAACUGGGACUAUGUAUGUGGUCUGUGGUGCUCCUUCUCUCUUAGCCUUUUGAGCACUGGAGAUUGUAGAUGUGAAGACUCAAGCCUGGCCGAGACAGCAAAUGUCUCAUAAAAGUUCUAUGUGAACUUGCAAUUAGCAAUGACAACAUGAUUAGGGCCAGAUUCUGGAAAACAGUCUUAAGAUUCAUUUUUACUUUGAAAUAUGUAAAUGUCUGUAUUUGGGUACGUGCACAUGAUUGCAGGUACCCACAGAGGCCCAGGGGGGCAUCAGAUUCCUCCGAGCUGGAGUUACAGGUGGUUGUGGAUUUCCAGAUGUGGGUAUUGGGAAACUAACUCGUAAUCUGCAAGAGCAGCAACGUUCUUAACUGCUGGGCCAUCUCUUCAGCCCCUGGAAAAAUGUUUAAAGCUAAAACUGUAAUGCAAAGAUGGUUUGAAAAACGUUGCUUGGAAGUGCAUCCUUUAGGGGUCCUGGUGGGAAUGAACCUGAGACGUAGAGUAAGUAGCAAGUUCUGCCUGUAGCUCAGGCUGGCUGUGAACCACACAGGGCUGUAUUCUGUUCCGUCUGUGGUACUGGGUAUCAAGCCCAGGGCCUCAAAGCAUCUUAUCACUAAGCCACAACCACAAGUCCAAAAUGAGAACUUUAAAGUACUUCCAGAGACAAAUAUAAUAUGUAUUCACUCAUAAGUAGCUUUUAGACAUAAAGCAAAGAAAAACCAGCCUAUAAUUUACAACCCCAGAAAACCCAGACAACAAAGAGGAACCUAAGAGAGAUAUACAUGGAUCUAAUCUACAUGGGAAGUAGAAAAAGAUCUCCUGAGUAAACUGGGAGCAUGGGGAGGGUAGAAGGGGAGAGGAGGGAAGGAAGGGAGGGGAGCAGAGAAAAACAUAUAGCUCAAUAAAAACAAUAAAGAAGUAAUACUUUCAGGACCCAGGUAUCCAAACUCGUUCUUGGUCUUCCUGUUAGGAGAAUCUAAUGUAUAAUUAGUAAAUGUUGGUCAGGCUUGUAUGCUUUCCAUUUGUCAAGAUUCAGUGUAUAGUGAAGAACUAAGCAAAGUCUGCUUUGUUCUCACUAGUGGAUUCAUGUGCUCUCAGUAGGCAAGGCUAAUCUGUUUUAUAAUAUAGACUGUUCAGAACAGUUGCAUCACACUGACAAGACAUUCAAGGGGACUUUUAGCUGCUCCCUAAAGAUAUGUGACACCCUACUAAUCACUGAGACUUCUCAGUGUGUCCCUGAGUGCAGGUAAGAGACAUUCAUUCUCUUUCUGAUGUGGGAGUGUCAUAUAUCAAUCUGUUGAUUUCAUUGGUUAAGCAAUAAAGAAACUCCUUGGCCCUGAUAGGUUAAAACAUAGGUGGGAGGAGUAAACAGAAUAGGAUGCUGGGAGGAAGAGGAAGUGAGCUCAGACUCGACAGUUCUGCUCUCUGGAGCAGAGGCCCUGCUUCGCUCUCCUGGGCAUACGCGAUGAAGCUCCGACCCAGGAUGGACAUAGGCUAGAAUCUUCCCGGUAAGCGCACCUAGUGGUGCUACAUAGAUGAUAAGAAAUGGGCUAAAUUAAUGUUAGAAUUAGCCUAGAAGAGGCUAGAUAGAAAUGGGCCAAGCAGUGUUUAAAUGAAUACAAUUUGUAUGUUGUUAUUUCGGGCAUAAGCUAGCCAGGCGGCCGGGGUGCUGGGGAUGCAGCCCCGCCGCUCCUAUUUCAACACCUUUCCAGCCAAUGGCUGCGAGGUGGGCUGCAUUACCAAAGGUGCCAACAUGGCCUAGCACACUGCAUUUCCACUCAGCCAAGGAGCAACAGGGUAGCCAUAGUGACAUCAGCCUGGCCACUGCCAUGCCUCAGAGAUGUCCUUAAACACGCGCGGCUGUGGUUCUCUGUGGAGAAGGAUCACAGUUCUGCCAGGCUCACUGAGACGAACUGCCUUCCUUCCUCCUCUCCUCCAGCUCCAGGCCUGGUGGCGAGGAACAGUGGUCCGGAGGGAAAUUGGUGGUUUCAAAAUGCCCAAGAAAGAGAAAGAUGACAGCAAAGAUUCCAAAGGCAAGGAGAAGGAAAAACGGAGAGGCAAGAAGUGACGAGUACC
Molecule: messenger RNA, 4461 nt
Organism: Alexandromys fortis (reed vole)
Lineage: Eukaryota; Metazoa; Chordata; Mammalia; Rodentia; Cricetidae
Gene: Iqcg
Product: IQ motif containing G
Exons: 11
Coding region: 911-2203 (430 amino acids)
Biological process (GO): sperm axoneme assembly; cilium organization
Cellular component (GO): sperm flagellum; cytoplasm
Molecular function (GO): protein binding
Source: RefSeq, a predicted model, not a curated record